AUGAAAGACUCUCCAUCUGACAGCUGGCUCCAUCAGCCUCUCCUCCACUGCUCUCUCCUGUCCCAGGGAGACACAGGACAUUAUGGGAGAGGGAGCGACACAACAGAGGAGACAAAGCGUCCUGGACCGGGAGGCAGGAGAAGUGGGACAGAGCAGGGAGAGCUGGAGGAGAAUUGUGGGUGUCAGGAACAUGAAGGCAAAGACAGGACGUCCACAGAAAAGCCCAAUGCUCUUCAACAUGGAGCAGAUAGUUUCGGGAAUAAAAGAUGA
Messenger RNA from Knipowitschia caucasica, 270 nucleotides. The record is from the annotation of a GenBank genome assembly. NCBI's taxonomy places the organism in Eukaryota, Metazoa, Chordata, Actinopteri, Gobiiformes, Gobiidae.